AUGCCUAGAGCAGAACCAGGAACUCCAAAAUGGCUAGCUAAUAAAAUGAAGGCGAAAGGCCUUCAGAAAUUAAAGUGGUAUUGUCAAAUGUGUGAAAAACAGUGUAGAGAUGAAAAUGGAUUUAAAUGUCACAGAUUAUCAGAAGCGCAUCAAAGACAAAUGCAAAUAUUUUGUCAGGAUGCAAAUAAAUUUAUGGAUGAUUACUCUGCUAUGUUUGAAAAAGAAUUUAUGAGAUUGAUGAAAACAAAAUAUUGUAGGGCACGCAUUUUAGCUAAUACAGUAUAUACUAAUAUGAUAAGUGAUAAAAGCCAUAUACAUAUGAACUCAACUGUUUGGGUUACAUUAACUGAUUUUGUUUUAUAUUUAGGGAAAACAGGAAAGUGUAAAAUUGAACAAACGGAAAGAGGAUGGUAUUUAGAAUAUAUUGAUAGAGAAAAAAUAGAACGAGAAAAAGCUUAUCAAGAAAGAAAAAAAAUAGAAUACUCAUAUGAAGAAUUAAAAGAAAAGAAAAUUAAUGAAGCAAUACAAGAAGCUAAGAAAAAAGGUACUUUCAUCGAAUCUGAAUACACUGCAUUACAAAAAAAGAAUGACGAGAAAAUUAUCAUUUCAUCAAUAAAAACAAAUAAUGAUACAAAUACUAAUAAAGAUUUAAAACCAAAUGUUAAUAUAUUUUUAGAUAAAUCUUUUUUAAAACAAGAUAGUCAAAAUAAGAAAAAAUCAAUUAUUCAUGAAAAGAAUACAAACCAUCCUAGUAAUGCAAAAAAUAAGAGACCUUUAUCAGAAUUGGAUUUAUUAAUUUUAGAAAAUGAAGAAAAAAAAAAACAAAAAAAUAAUGAUAACUCGAAAUUAAAGAAUAGCCCAAAUAAUGUAUACACAUCCAAAUUACGUAGUGAACAUAAGGAAGGCCAAAAAAAUAAACAUGAAAAUGAAUAUCCUAAUGAUAAUUUAUCAGAAGAAAGUGAUAAUAAUAUUUGGAUUUUUAAAAAUAUAAUAGUUAAGAUAAUUGAUAAGACACAUAAAUAUUAUAAUCAUAAAGGUGUUAUAAAGUAUAUUUCGAGGAACGAUAAAUAUAAGUGUGAAAUAAAAUUGAAUAACAGCACAGAUAUGGUUUAUGCAUAUCAGAAACAACUAGAAACUGUCAUACCUAAUAUUGGUAGAAAGGUUGUUGUAUUAAGAGGAAAAUAUAAAGGGUCACGUGCAGUAAUUAAAAAGGUUUUAUCAGAUGAAGGUUUGGUUGUAGUUAAUAUAUACAAUAAAUCAUUAGAUAAAUUUAUUAGCGAAGAACGUAUGUCUUAUGAUGAUGUGAGUAAAUUAAACGAUAAAAUUUAG
Molecule: messenger RNA, 1329 nt
Organism: Plasmodium adleri (nom. inval.)
Lineage: Eukaryota; Apicomplexa; Aconoidasida; Haemosporida; Plasmodiidae
Product: DNA/RNA-binding protein KIN17, putative
Exons: 3
Coding region: 1-1329 (442 amino acids)
Biological process (GO): DNA replication; DNA damage response
Cellular component (GO): nucleus
Molecular function (GO): double-stranded DNA binding
Source: RefSeq, a predicted model, not a curated record